AGAAAAAAUAUAAAAUAUUCGUGGAUUACGAUUUACGAAAUGAGAGACAUGUGUGUGAUAAGAGUUAUAAUACUAAAGACUAACUUUUUUGAGAAUUAAUUUGAAUAAGUAAAUGUAAUAAAUUAUUCUUGCUAUUAUUGAGUGUACAAACAAAAUGCUAAAAGACGUUCUGGAUUGAGCCUACGUCGACAUUGUUCAAUUCGAGAAGUUCCAGGAAAGCGAAAGGACUAAUCGAAAUCAUGACUUACAUAAAUGAGAAAUCUACUGGGAUGAGGAAGACUCGACGGCGUUGUAAUUAAUCGUGCAGGCGUAAAUGAGAGACGAUCGUUGCGGGACGCGGAGGUGAUCCAUAGAUCGUGUCGGGCGCGAUCAGUUGCGGUAGCGCGGGCGAGGUGGGGGAGGGUGGCAAGAUGGAAAUCUUCCUGAUCCUCGUUUGCCUGAUCGCGCCACCCGUCCUCUCGCUCUCCAUUAAGAGCAAGCUCAACCCACGGAUCGUCCAGACGCGCUACGGCGAGGUGCAGGGCAUCACGAGGUCCUUCGAGUAUGCCAAAUUCCUCAAGCCGAUUGACGUAUACCUCGGAAUACCCUACGCCACAUCGCCAGUCGGUACUAACCGCUUUUCCCCAACGCGAGCACCGAGUCCUUGGGAAGGAGUCAGAUUAUCGGACUCGGUGGGUCCAGUCUGCCCCCAAAAGCUGCCGGACAUCGCAAACGAACAGGAAGCGCUUGAGCGAAUGCCUAAGGGUAGACUAGAGUAUCUGAAGAGACUGUUGCCUCAUCUGCGUAACCAGAGCGAGGACUGCCUCUAUCUGAACAUCUACGCACCUGCAAUGGGUGAGUGA
Messenger RNA from Mycetomoellerius zeteki, 842 nucleotides. RefSeq names its product neuroligin-4, Y-linked. NCBI's taxonomy places the organism in Eukaryota, Metazoa, Arthropoda, Insecta, Hymenoptera, Formicidae. The record is from RefSeq and is a predicted model, not a curated record. Bases 411 to 842 code for a protein of 143 amino acids. The transcript is spliced from 3 exons.